Messenger RNA from Gracilinanus agilis (Agile Gracile Mouse Opossum), 686 nucleotides. It is a transcript of the gene CD7, whose product is annotated as CD7 molecule. The record is from RefSeq and is a predicted model, not a curated record. Gene Ontology annotation, cellular component: membrane. Bases 1 to 633 code for a protein of 210 amino acids. Lineage: Eukaryota; Metazoa; Chordata; Mammalia; Didelphimorphia; Didelphidae. Gene Ontology annotation, biological process: adaptive immune response. The transcript has 4 exons. Gene Ontology annotation, molecular function: signaling receptor activity.
AUGUUCCAGCUGAUGAUACUUUCAGUGUUCUUCUUGGUUCUCUCCAGGACCACAGCAAAAGAUGAAGUGAUACAAUUUCCCCCACUCAUAAAGGCUCAAGAAGGGGACACAAUCAAUAUCACCUGUUUAGCCAGUGGAAAAUUACAUGGGCUCUACCUGAGGCGACUUACUGUCAUGAGAAUGAAAGUGAUAUAUCUCUCAGAAAAUGAAUUCAUCACAGCAAUGAAUUACAAGAAUCGUACCAGCAUCUCUGGGCCCUUGAGCAAUCUGAUGGUCACAAUAACCAAUGUACAACUGAAUGACACUGAUGUCUAUAUCUGCGAAGGCAUAAUGAUUCGUGAAAACCUCCAGGGAAACGGCACCAUAGUAGUGGUAACAGAAAAAAAAUGGAAACAAGAGGUUGGGGGGGAAAAUGGAAAUAAGAAUCUUCAGGUAUAUCCAUAUACAUACCCAAUCAUGAUGGUGCUAUUUUUCGCCUUUGGACUGGCCCUGGGACCACUGUAUAUGAAGAUGAAGAAACUGAGAAAGAAGUUCAAUUUAAGAAGGACUCAGAAUCCCUUGAAUAGCGUAUAUGAAGACAUGUCCUACACCAUUCAUCGCAACACUAUGUGCCAGGAUAAUGAGUACAAUUGACCAGCCUCAAAAUGGAGAUCAAGCAAGGUACUCCUACAGAAAGAACAUUUUCC